This is a messenger RNA of Onychostoma macrolepis, 3756 nucleotides long. It is a transcript of the gene def6c, whose product is annotated as DEF6 guanine nucleotide exchange factor c. Gene Ontology annotation, cellular component: nucleus; cytoplasm. The record is from RefSeq and is a predicted model, not a curated record. The coding region runs from base 800 to 2599 and encodes 599 amino acids. The transcript is spliced from 18 exons. NCBI's taxonomy places the organism in Eukaryota, Metazoa, Chordata, Actinopteri, Cypriniformes, Cyprinidae.
ACCCAGCCCUCAUCAGGAAGCAGGAAAUGCCACAGGAAGUGCUCUUACCCCCUGGGGAGGCUAUGGACAAUGCUGGCGCCGUACUGGGAGUUUAGGUCCAUCACAUGAGAGAUUGCAGAAGCUAUCACUGUCUAUCAGUUCGAAAGAGUGAAAGGUUUUAAUUGUGAAUGUUGUGACUUUACCUGGAAUAAUCCAACCAACACCGUCAUGGUACAAGCCACCAGGAUUCUCUGGGCUUCUCUUGCUUCUACAUCAACCUCCAUUAACCUUUCAUCUGCCACUGUCUCAUUCACACCUGUGAUGUUCACUGGACGCAGAAAGUGCUCAUCAGGAGCUAAGGUCAAAACUACAGAGCCCACCAUCAGACAGAUUGCAUCUUACCUUGUAAACAGCAUACUAGUCCUGUGGUGACCCCAGAAACGACAUCACCGGGCUCUGCUCAGCCGUUCUCGUAAACUCUGGAUCUCUUGGGCUUGUCUCUCAUGAACCUGGUCAAAGACCCGGUUUGAGUAGAUACGUCGUGACACGUGAAAAAAGAAAAGCAGAUUGAUUAGUUUUCAGAUUCAUUUCGAUUUGCUGCUGCCAAUGAAAAUGAUGCUAGAUAAGCGAACACUUAGAGGGUCUCACCUCCCCUGUGUCAGAACAAUCUGAUCGAACAGACCAAAAGAGCCCUUCUCCCUUUCUCUGGCUGUAUACUCCCUGCUCAAUAGACCAGCUCUUCCAGGUCUGCACUAAGAUCACUGAACCCAUUGACAUCAGAAACCCUUCCAAAAGUUGGGAGGGGAUCCAGUCUCCCUUUAUGAAUAAGGAGGUUCUCUCACACAAUCUCUAUACGGCGCUGAAUAUUCCUCAUGAUCCUGUGGCAUUAGAGGAGCACUUUAAGGACAAUAACAAUGGGCCAGUGUCCAACCAGGGCUACAUGCCCUACCUCAACAAAUACAUUCUGGCAAAGGCCACAGAGGGGACGUUCAGUAAGGAAACCUUUGAUGAACUGUGCUGGACUUUGACAUCAAAGAAGAACUGCAAACCCAGCAUUCAGCAGGGCCUGUGUUCACAAAAAGACUGCUUCAAACUCUUCUGUCUGUUCAACCUACUCUCUGAAGACCGUUACCCAUUAGUCAUCAUUCAGCCGGAGUUAGAGUACCUGCUGAAGAAAAUCUCCAGUGCAAUGAGCCUGGAGUGGGACGGGACGUUACUGGAGGAAAUUUUGUCCCAGAAUGCCGCUCUUCAGGAUGGCAUGUCAGUGUGGGAGUUCCUGGAGCAUUUGAGUGCUGGCCAGCUUUUGCAUGUUGAGCGUAAGGAGGCCUUCAGUCUCGCUGUGGACGAUGUUUUCAUGGAGAUGUACCACAACAUUAUCAAGAAGGGCUACCUGUUAAAGAAGGGGCACGUUCGCAGGAACUGGCAGGAACGUUGGUUUGUUUUAAAGCCCAAUAGUGUGAUAUACUAUGUCAAUGAGGACCUGAAGGAAAAGAAAGGAGAGAUCCUGCUGGAGGAGAGCAGUGUGGUGGAGAAUCUCCCCGAUAAAGAAGGGCGACGCUGCCUGUUCUGUGUGACGACUCCCGUCAGGACCUAUGAGAUGAGUGCCUCAAACGUGAAGCAGAGAAUAGACUGGGUACAAGCCAUGCAGACAGCAUUGAGAUUGAGGGCUGAAGGGAAGAGCUCUCUCCAUCAGGAGCUGAAAUUGAGCAGACGCAAGCAGAGAGAAACCCUUCAGAUAAGCCAGAGCAACCAGAGCAGCCACAGUGAACCCAUUGCAGUUGAGGCGCCGCAGCACUCUCCUCCAGAGCAGCAAGGGGAGACGGAGAACUUGGAGCAACACAUCGAAUGCAUCAUUCAAAAACAGAGAGAGGUGGAAGCAAAGCGUAAAGAGGAAGAGAAACGGGAGCGAGAGAAACAGCAGGCAGUACAGAGAGAUCUGGAGAGACAACUUGAAGAAGCUAAAGAGGCCAAAGAGAAGAUGACAGCUACGUUGACUCAGAUGGAGAAGGAGGUACAGCAGCAGAAGAAAAGGAUCCACGAAUUAGAGCUCACACAAGUUAAACUGGAGGAGGCGCUCAAUGCUCAGAUUCACGCCCGUUUAGAAGAAGACAGAAUCCGACAGGAACUGGAGAGGCAACUUGCAGAGGAGCAGAAGAAACUUGCAGAGCUUGUCCUCCAUCAAAGUCAGCUGUUAACCCUUGCUGUGAGGAGUCAGGAGGACUCUUACACCACAACACCUCCCAUCAGUCAGCAAACAGAAGAGAGCAGUCAACACAACACAGAGGAGGCACCUGUCCAUGAAUCGACUUCCACUGCAACACUACCCAACAUCCAGCAACCAGAGGAGAGUGGUCAGCAUAAUACAGAGAGAGAAUUGGUGAAUCAGGUUACUACCACUCAGAUGCUGAAACACUGGACAAUUCAGCUUAACCGCCUCAUGAAGCCUAUCACACCAGGAGACAAAGUUGAGCAUCUGCCAGUAAAGCCCACCUGCCCCAGACAGGGCCAGGCCCUCACCAGCACAGAGUUCAUUGCUAAGGUUCAAACAGGCAUCAGCCCAGAAAAAGGAAAUGGUUACAACCCAUCACCAACACAAGAAGAGGAAGAACAGGGUUCCUAAAUCUGUAUAUCUAUAAUAGAUUAGAUUAUACAUGUUUUGUACAGCUGGUUUGCUGUGUGUGUUUAAGUUUGGCUGCAGGUCGAAGUCUUAUUUUAUUGUUUAUGUACAUAGUAAUCAGCUUUUUAUCAUGUAAUAUGCACAAAAUUAAUAGUAAAAAUAGAUUCAGGAGGCGUUUAACUGUUUGAUAGCAGUAGUCAAACAGAUGCUUUAACUCUUUAAAUAAACGGUUCUACAUUUCAAGUUUUCCUGUUGGCAAAGAAAAUAUUUAAAGGCCCCUCAAGAUAUUUCUGGUUCUUCUGUUGUAAUGAAGUCUUUUGUGUAUACAGAAACUAGUAGUGGCAAUAUAUUCAUUAAUAAUAAUAUUAAUCAUUCAAAUUCCAAAGUCUUAGCAUUCAUUAUCUGAAUGUUUAACAGCAUUUACAUGACUAGUCUAGUCAUUUUUUUACCUACUAAAAGCAAUUUCUCACCCAAUAAAAUAUUUUAGAACAUGGCAUAACCAGGAAAUUUGAUCACGGUCAACUUCAAGUUGUUGAGGCAACAAAUUAAACUAUUAAAAUAUGAUGUCAGCUUACAUUUUGAUCAUUCGUUGUUUUAGCUUAUUUUUGUCUUGUUUCAAAUCAUUUUAGUUCAUUUUAGAUGUUUGCUCCAGCCUCCAGGUCAAGAAACCACUGCUUCAGAUAAUGCACUUGUUUCACAGUUAAUUUUGUGUGGAAUUCUUUGUUUGGUCAGUAGAGGGGGUGCUUGGUCUGGGCUGCAGUUUCAAGUUAACCGAGACCAAAACCAACCACACAUAUAAAUUCUACUUUUUCAGCACUUUCCCGCCCCCAGCCCUAUGGAUCAGGAGGCAGGAUCCGAAAAGUCAUUCUGAGAAUCCAAUCAACAUACUUUUUAAUUUUUCUAAUCACGUUUUUAACUUGACAGACCAAGUCGAAACAAUUUUAGGACACCCCAUUUUGUGCUAAAACGUGAAAGGAAUCAUGAAAUCUAUUUAUAGACCCAUGGAGGCCAGCAAGAAAGUACAGUUGAGUUUGUGGCUUUGAGGCUUCUGUUAAGAAUGAAUAAUGGUUCUCUCUGUUAGUUUUGGGUGGUCAUCAACAGACUGACUGUAAAUGAUCUUUGUAAAAAAAAAAAAAUGUUGUGGCCGUGAUUUUUCCAGA